Sorghum bicolor (sorghum) is the source of this 1274-nucleotide messenger RNA. Its product is annotated as clathrin light chain 1. Gene Ontology annotation, biological process: clathrin-dependent endocytosis; intracellular protein transport; clathrin coat assembly. NCBI's taxonomy places the organism in Eukaryota, Viridiplantae, Streptophyta, Magnoliopsida, Poales, Poaceae. The transcript is spliced from 3 exons. Bases 171 to 1076 code for a protein of 301 amino acids. The record is from RefSeq and is a predicted model, not a curated record. Gene Ontology annotation, cellular component: plasma membrane; clathrin coat of trans-Golgi network vesicle; clathrin coat of coated pit. Gene Ontology annotation, molecular function: structural molecule activity; clathrin heavy chain binding.
GCAUUAUUGAUCAGGCUGGCGGAGCAAGCCACGGAAAGCAAAGCAAAGCAAAGCGCACCCAUCCAGAUACACACGAGCACGCGCCCGCGCCCGCGCCCGCACCCGCAUAGCACCACCAGUCCACCACCAGGCCGGCGCCGCCCAAAAUCUCCGCGUCCCUCUCGCCCACCAUGGCCUCCUUCUUCGGCGACGACGGCGCCGACGAGCUCCCGCGCACCACCUCCCACCCCUUCGACUCCGACGACUUCGGCGCCGCCGCGGCCGACGGCGACGGCGCCGGCGGGUACGGCGGGUACGCCUCCUUCGCCGAGGGGGGCGUCGAGGAUGUGGACGAGGAGAUCACCGUCGAGUCCGACGGGGUCCCGAUCCGCCACGUCUCCGGGGGUUACUCGCCCUCGCCGUUCUCCCCCGAGCUCGAGCCCAACGGCGGCGACGGCCCGAUCCUGCCGCCGCCCACCGAGAUGCGGGAGGAGGGCAUCCUCCUCCGCGAGUGGCGGAGGAAAAAUGCUAUUGAACUUGAGAAAAAGGAACAGAAGGAGAAGGAGCUACGUGCCCAAAUAAUUGCAGAAGCUGAAGAAUUCAAGAAAGCUUUUUUUGAGAAGAGGAUACAGAAUUGUGCGUCAAAUAUGGUCAACAACAGAGAAAGGGAGAAGAUUUUUGUAGCCAGCCAGGAGAAAUUCCAUGCCAACGCAGACAAGCAGUACUGGAAAUCGAUUUCAGAUCUCAUCCCACAUGAAAUAGCCACCAUUGAGAAGCGGGGAAAGAAAGACAAGGACAAGAAGCCAUCCAUCACAGUUAUUCAGGGCCCCAAGCCUGGCAAGCCCACCGACCUCUCCCGGAUGCGCCAUAUCUUAGUGAAGCUGAAGCAUGCUCCACCGCCACAUAUGUUGCAACCUCCACCAGCACCUGCUGCUAAAGAGGGCGCAAAGGAUGGUGCCAAAGAAGGCGCAAAGGAUGGCGCCAAAGAAGGCGCGGCAGCCCCAGCAAACGGCGCCAAGCAGCCAGCAGAGAGCCAAGAAACCCCCGCCAAUGGCCCCUCUGAGGCCGAGAAAGAGCAGCCUGCAGCGUCAGAGUGACCGGAAAGGGUAGCACUACAGAAACACAAGAGCCUUGACUGUCAGUAGAUGGAAGCGUGUUUUAUUUCUUGAUGAUUUCCAGACCCGUUUGUCCCGUACUGAUCUUUUGUAGAGAUCUGCAUCAGGAUGUCUUUAUAUCAGCGCAGAACAUUCAUAAUUAGUAUCACCACAGCAGUUGUAUCUUUACUGUUUUCCUCU